Molecule: messenger RNA, 3443 nt
Organism: Cladocopium goreaui
Lineage: Eukaryota; Dinophyceae; Suessiales; Symbiodiniaceae
Source: the annotation of a GenBank genome assembly
GCCAAAGUAAGCUGAUGACCGACAAAUUUUUACUUUUACCAAUUGUUUUCACCUUGGCCCGUUGAUGCGACGCCCUCCACGGGAAAAUGGGCCACCAGAGUUCCGGCCAUAUUUACCAACUGUGGGAUUGCCGACCGUGGGAUCGAUUAGAUCCAGAAGUAAGCUUGACCGUUCUGUAGCUCGAUGGCGGCCCAUGGAAGAGAGAUGCGAGGACAGCCGGACUUUAGCGCGGCUCCAGGCUGUUGGCUCAUCCUCGCUUCCGACCCUUCCGUCGAUUCCAGCUGCGUCUAGCAGAUCAAUCUCUGGGUCUGCUUCCAUGGCCAAUCUUUGGAGGGAUGCUGGCAAUCUCCUACAAAGAAAGGAGGCCGAGCUGCCCAUGUUGAAACCCCCAGUGGCCCACAAAGUGCUGGGCCUCGGCAGGGAGGCCGUGGGCAAACGAAGGAGAUCGCCAGUGGUUGGCAUACGUCCUGGGCGGCCCAUCCCCUCCCUACCGGGCCUACCGGGCCUAGCGUCUCCGCAGGCAUCUCAGCCCUCUCCGUUAAGUGGAGGAACAAGAGUGGACAACAAGCGCCGCUUCUCCACCCAGGGCGCCCUGGCAACUGACCUGGCCUAUGUGCAGGAGCAGCUUGCGAAGGUCGCAGAAGCGCCGACUGAUGAGAAGCAAGAGAAGCAGGAGGUGGACCGCUGGUGGUGUGCCAUCUUCCUACCGCUUCCUGCGCCACGACAGCUGCUGCCGCUGGUGCUUGCGGAUCAGCAGGGCUUGGUCGGAGAUCCUGAUAAGAAGGAGCGAGAGAAAUUCCAGGCUCAGGUGAAGCUAGCCCCCGAUGAGCUGGAGGAAGUGGUACGACUCUGUCACACCUUCGUGCAGAUGGUGCAGCCACCGCAAAUAACGCUGGAACAUCAAGAAGAGAUCUCGGAAAAUGUUCUGCUAAGCAGGCCGAGCUUUUGUCAGCUCCUGGUGGCUAUGGGCUUGACUUCCAUGGAGAAAUGCCUCGUGCCCCGGUAUCACUAUGCGCUCAAGUGCUUUGACGCAGAGGCGAGCAGUUGCGAGGUGCCCGGCAUCGCACCCUUCGGGCGACUGGUCAUGGCGGUGAGGCUGCCAGCGCUUCCGGCGAAGGAUGAAGCACUGGAAGGCCUGGUCAAUGAUCGGCUCACACCGCGGAUUACCAGGUUGUUCGGACGCCUCUUGGAAGAUCUGGCGCUGCUGCCCUUCUGGGAGGGACAGGACAUGGCUGAAGCCCUGCCACGUGCCAAGAAGUACUUCUUUUUCAAAAUGCUCCCGGCUGCACAGGCAUAUGGAGAGGAACGCAUCCAGGUGCUGCAAAAGCAGGCAAUACAACUGAAGCACGAAAACAUCAGAAUCAGCUCCAGUAACUCCAGUCAGUUGCCAGAAGCCGAAGCCACUGAGCCAGCCACGUCGGUAGCAGGCGACCUGGACACCACCAAGGGCGCUCCCUCACUCCGUGGUCUUUCCGCAGGUUCUGCUACAUCUCGCUCAUCCAUUUCUCAUUUUACCAGAAUGACCUAUGACCUGGACGCUAUCUCCGAGGUCAGUGAGGCCCUCUCCUCACCAAAGAAACUUCCCAGGGCGUCCAGGACAGGUGCAAGUUUGGGAUCACGACAGACCACCCGAACCAAACGCGAUGGACGCGAUGCCACUGUGAAGAUCUUGGAGGUUCAACCGGCCACGCCGCUCGAGGAUGCGACGGUGAUGGAGCCAGUGCCCCUACCGCCCGAGAUGGUCAAGGCGGAAUUCAUGCAGAACCAGCUUCUAGAGCCUGAAGUCCUGUCCUUCGUGGCGACCUUCUCGAGCAUUUUCCAGGUGCUCUUUCGCGCCUACAGCGAUUUCCCUGCCAGGGACAUGGGUGGUGGCCACAUGAGCAUCUCUGCCUUCCUGAGGUUUUGCUAUGACUUUGGUUUGUUUUCAGUGAUCGACUUGCAGAGUUUGCGGCGGCUCUACAGCCUCUGCUCGGAGACACUGGAACUCUCAGCACCAAAGGACGCCAAACCAAAAAAGCGUCGAGGCAACAAGAAACCGGAGCAGGUUUUCUUUUGGAAUGGUCUGCAGGUCCCACAGCGUUUUGAGUGGCUAACGAAAGAGUUCGCUCACCACGAUGCGCAGGAGGCCGCCUGUGCGGGAGUUCUCGGAGCCAUGCACGACUGGAUGAAGGAUCGGACCUGGACGCCCAACGAUCUCUUCACCCUGCUGGACUGGAAUGGCAAUGGCGGCAUUUGUGCUGAGGAGCUGGUGGAAGGUGUUCGGCUGAUGCGUUUGGACCACUUGCCUCCCUGCGAGGAGUUGCAGAGGCUGGCAUCGUUGCUGCUGAGUCCAGAAACGGGCAGCAUUACGCCCUACGAGCUCCAGCAGGCCCUGGCGAUCAUUGCCAAGCAAAAGCACAAGUUGGUUCUGGCCGCCAAUUUCUUUCUGAAAGCUGACCAGGACAUGUCAGAAGUUGAGAGGAACGCCAGCGUCUUCUUCAAAGAUCUAAUCAAGGUCAUGGAGAAGAAUGGUUGGACGCCGACACGGCUCUUUCAUGAGCUGGGUGGAGCAUCGGGUGAGACCAUCACCAAGGAGAAGUUGGAGGAUAAGGCCAAAGUGCUGAUGCGGCUGCAUUGUGGACGCACUUCCGGCUUGGAAGUGACGCAACCCUUUGACAUUUUGGAUCUCAAUGGGGACGGGGUCAUUGAAGAAGAGGAGUUUUUGGCCAAUGUGGGACAAGUGCUCAAGGCUUUGAGGACGCAGCAACGUGAGGGCAAGCAGCGUAGACAGCUGCAAGCCGCAGUCACUGCUGUAGCAAAGAGCUGGUCGGUGGCGACUGCCAGGGAACUUGCGGCCUCGAAGCAUGGGUUUGGCCUGGCGCACUUCAUGGAGUGCCUUCUCCUCAUCUCCUGUGAGGUAGUUGGCAUCCGGGGGACGCCCAUGCAAGCGCAACAGCCCACCAUCACCAAGGUGGUGUGGCUCAUUCUGUACCUGCGAUGGCAGUACGAGCUGAAGCUGCAACAGGAUAUUGAAAGUGCACAGCAAGAGGUGGUCUGGGUAGCCAAACUUGGUCUUUCUGAUGGAAAGUCGUGCUGUCAGUACUCGACACCUUUGCAGCGGCUCUUUCAGGACUAUCCUAACCUCUUCAAGGAUGUGCUGUCCUCGAAGCAGGCGCUGAACAGCACCUUCCAACCCAGCAGCAUGGGGUGCUGCGAGGAAUGCGGCCGUGCGCCGCACCGGGGCUGGGGAAGCGUGGUGUGUCCUAAGUGCUCCGAUGCCGAUGCGGCGCUGAAGGCAUGUUGGAGAAGCCACAAGGCUUGCGCUGGUCAACGUGUCAGUCUCAUCAAGUCCAUGCUUGAACCGUUGCUGCAAGCAAAUGGUGAUCCAGCAGAGCAUCGUGAGAUGUUGAGUUGAGACAAUUUGAGUAUCGUCACAGGACCUUCCAAAGAACCAACGGAUAGGG